Molecule: messenger RNA, 2781 nt
Organism: Scatophagus argus
Lineage: Eukaryota; Metazoa; Chordata; Actinopteri; Scatophagidae
Product: L-threonine ammonia-lyase
Exons: 11
Coding region: 142-2235 (697 amino acids)
Biological process (GO): L-serine catabolic process; L-threonine catabolic process
Molecular function (GO): L-serine ammonia-lyase activity; threonine deaminase activity
Source: RefSeq, a predicted model, not a curated record
CUGGUGCAGGGGACGCUACAACGUGGGAGCAGCUCCAGUCAGUGUCCUCUUAUCCCUCGGACACACCACAGCAGCCAGAGGAGGAGAGGGAUUUGGAUCGGGAGACUUGUUGGACUAUAGGAGAACGGUGCUCCAACCAGGAUGAACUUUGCUGCCCAGUUAUUCUACUCGAGCUACUUGAGUGAGCGACUUGAGCGUUUGUACUCACCCAGGCCUGCACUUAAAGACAGCGAGGAAAAUGACCCCUUCUGGCAGAGGUGGGAAAUUACUACAUGUAGCCCCCAGGAACCUCCAGACCCAAAGCAGCUCAGCACCAUAGAGACAGAUUUACCCUCUGCCUUGAGUUCAGAGGUAGUUCCUAUCUCCCCUGCCUCAGCACUUCUUUCUUCAGUUACCUCCAUUCCUCCUCCUGAUUCACUUUCUUUGCAGCCUAUCUUGACAAACACAUCGUCAAACCUCCGAUCCCUUUCUCUUCCGCCACCUCCUGCUCCCCUUAAUCAUGAAAAGAACUCAACAAAACCGCCAACUUGUCUUUCACAUCUCCCCAAAUCCAGACCUUAUGAAUGUCCUUCCAACAAUAAUUUCCCCAAACUUCCUGCUCCUUCCAUGUCCUCAGCAGAAAUAGCCACCAUCUCCCAGUCUCCUUCCUCCUCUUCCUCAACUCUUGCUCCUCCUAGAAGAGAGCGACUCCCAACCUUGAGAGCCCUGGUAGACCUGCUCCUUCGCUUGGUUCUCUACUUUGUUCUUCUCUUCCUGCCCAGGGAGGAGUUGCGUUUGGGCCCCAGUCAGCCAGGUAGCUCUUACAAAUGCGGCCCCAUCAGUAACGGCACUGCAGGCCGCAGACCCACCCUCAUUGAACCAGAGAGACUGAAGGACUUUGGUGAAGAGGAGCUUCUCAAUGGGGAUGUGAAGGUCUAUGACACCAAGGUGGUGGGGGGUCCUGAGAUCAUGCUUAUGGAUCCCCCCAAAACCAGACGCGUUAGUGAGUUCAGGAUCAUCCCCAAACCCCAGUACCUCCGCUUUGAGGACAUCAGCGCCGCUGCCUUCAGGAUCCAGACAGAAAUACAGAAGACACCAUGCACGUACUCCAGGCUGUCCAAACAGUAUGGGAUGGAGAUUUACCUGAAGAAAGAGCACCUGCACUACACAGGCUCUGUGAAGGAGAGAGGAGUGCUGUACCUGCUCACCUGCCUCACACAGGAGCAGCAGAGGAAGGGCGUGAUUGUGGCCACUGACUGUAACUUCUCCAUGGCUGUGGCUCACCAUUCAGUGGAGCUGAAGAUCCCUGUGUUUGUUAUCAUGCCGUCAUGCUGCUCCUCGCCUCGCCUCAGGAUCUACAGAGACUACGGCGCUAUGGUCAUCUCGUAUGGCAGCACUGGGCACGACUCUCAGAACCACGCCCGUCAUCUGGCCAAAGAGAACGGAUACCUCUACCUGGAAGAAGAUGAGAACGCAGCAUACCUGGCAGGACUGGGCACUGUGGGAAUGGAGAUCUUUGAGCAAGUGCCCAAAGUGGAUGCAGUGGUCGUUCCUGCAGCAGGACAGUAUGGUCUGCUGGCUGGUACAGCUGCAGCCAUCAAACACCUCAACUCACGAAUUCUUGUCAUAGGGAUUGAACCAGAAGGCUUCCCUCUGCUGCUACAAUCUCUGAAAACUGACAGUCCAAUCAAAGACAUGCACAGCAACCCCAAUAAGAAACUCUAUGGAGAUCUUAUGGAGCGUUCCCUGGGUGUUAACACCUUCCAGCUGGCAAAGAAACUAGUAGAUAAAGUCAUCUCUGUCAGUGAGGAGGACUCUUUGGUGGCGAUGCUGCGGUUUCAGGAGUUUGAGCGCUCCACUGUGGACACAGAGGGAGCCAUGGGACUGGCUGCCAUCUUGGCUGGACAACUACCAGAACUGAGAGGCAAAAAGGUCGCUGUGGUGGUGAGCAGCGCUAACAUGGAGCUGGAGCUGGUGAGGCAGUGUGUGGACCGAGCUCUGGUGCUGGACGAUCGGGUCAGUAAGUUCUCUGUGCAGUUGGGAGAGUGGCCCGGGGACAUGGCUAAGCUGCUGGAUGUCCUGUCCAGAGAGGAUGUCAGGUUGUUGGACGUCUGCCACCGAAGACAAAGUGACAAGUCAGACCUCUUCAAGGCAAAGGUGGAGUGUGUGGUGGAGACCAGGGAUAAGACACAGAGCGCUCAGCUGCGCAAGACGCUGAGCGAGCGCUACCCUUCUAUAUGCUGGCUGGACCGGUGAUCGCAACGACAGCAUGAGCACAAACUAUAUUUCUAAUAGGAAGCUAUGAGAGAAGAGCAAACAUGUUGUGAGGACAUGUUCAUAAAAUGCGAGAAGACAUGCAAACACAUUCUGUAACAAACACUACUAUGAUAUAUGAACUCUGUUAGAGGAAUCUCAUUAAGACAGUGACUGUUAAGCAAAUCUAAGUGUAUACAAACAAGCCUUGAGACUAUAGAGCAAAUAUAUAUUCAUAUUACUUCAUUGUUUAUGCUGUUAUUGUUCUUUGACUUUGGCAAAAUGUAAUUACAGCAAAGUGGUUCCUGGCUGCAGUUGAAUAUAGCUCUUGUAGUUUGCCAUUACCCAGAGUAUGACUCAUACACUGUACACGCAGGCUUACUCCUCUCCCCUCUGAGUCCACUUCCCUAAACCACCAGCAGAAAUUAUGAUAUUUUUCAAUCCACAUUCUUUUUAAAGUGUUGUAUAUAUUUCUGUAUUUAUACUGGCUGAGGUGGUAGAGUCAGUCCAAGUCAGUGUUCUCCAAAUAAAAAUGGGCUAAUUCUACGA